Molecule: messenger RNA, 1266 nt
Organism: Blumeria graminis f. sp. triticale
Lineage: Eukaryota; Fungi; Ascomycota; Leotiomycetes; Helotiales; Erysiphaceae
Source: the annotation of a GenBank genome assembly
AUGGUGAAAGAUACGCGUCCAAAUGACAAAGCCAUGGCCACUCCACUUGAGUUCACUGAUGGUUUUAUGUCAGAUCAAAAGAAAAGCACCAGCAAGACCACGAAGCGUAAGAUAAGGGGCGAGGUGAAAGAAGCCGGGACUGAAUAUGGACGGUCGAGUAAAAGGGCAAGAUCCUCAGCUGGAUCAUCAGUCAUGGCAGAAAGAGUCACGGAAAAUAGACCAUCUGUAUCGUUGAAUGUCAUCAUCGAAGAAUAUGUGUCUUGUGUUCCAGGCGAUAAAAGCACAAACAUUGCCGAAAUCUCUAUUGGAGGAGAUAGGCAGUCUACUGGGGAGAAACGGAAGAACGUGGAGAGCGACGAAGUCAACGGUCGGAUCAAGAGGCUUAAACUUUCAAGCAAUGCAGACAAUGGACCAACUAACAACCAUUCCGGCACCAGCAACCUUCCCGACAUAGAAAAAGUCAUUGGAAUCUCGCCCUUCACUUUCGGAAGUGACCAUUUGAAUGUCACACACGAUAUUAUUGGGCCCGAACUCAAGGUCAAGGUCAGGGUUGCAGGGAUCCGAGAUCGUCAGUCCUCGGCAGUUGCGACAACGCCAUUUGGACGACCGAUCCACAAGGUUGAAUCGCCAAUUGAACUGGUCAUAGGGUUACGUGAUGCGAUCAAGGCGCAUAGAUCACUACUCAAAGAUGCCAUGAUAUUGCACCGGGAUAUCUCGGAAAAUAACAUUAUCUUGACAGGAUCCGAUGUUGGCAAGGACUGGAGGGGAUUCUUGAUCGAUCUAGACCUGGCUGUAUUGCUGUCCGAUGACAAAGCCCAGAGAAAGACCCAGACAAUGACUGGGACUAUGGAGUUUAUGGCAGUAGAACUUCUUAGUGGGAGUUGUGAAAAAACAGGCGCCAUAGUGAAUCAUUCAUAUCGCCAUGACUUGGAGUCGUUCUUUUAUGUUCUGUUAUGGCUAAGCAUGAGUCGCGGAUGGGAAAAGGGUAAAGAACAGAACCGAGAUUACCUUUCGAAAUGGUUCAGAGGGACUACCAAAGAGAUCUUUGAAUUUAAGAAUUCUCAAAUGAAAGAAUCAAAUAUCGAAGAUGUAUUGAGCAAGUUCUCACCGAAGUUUUAUGGAUUGAGGAGGCUAGCGAAGAAGUUCUGGGUGAUAUUUUUUCAUACAAAUGGAACAUAUUUUACAGGAUCCUACAAGGAUAAUAACGCGUUGUAUAACUCAACCAUGGCGGCAUUUGAAAAGGAAAUUCAGGUGAUGAUAGAGUAA